Molecule: messenger RNA, 2382 nt
Organism: Ananas comosus (pineapple)
Lineage: Eukaryota; Viridiplantae; Streptophyta; Magnoliopsida; Poales; Bromeliaceae
Product: pentatricopeptide repeat-containing protein At4g16390, chloroplastic
Exons: 1
Coding region: 64-2163 (699 amino acids)
Cellular component (GO): chloroplast
Molecular function (GO): protein binding
Source: RefSeq, a predicted model, not a curated record
GUCGUCACUGCGGAUAAGGGAUUUUGUUACCCACUCACAAACCCUAGCUGAGAGAGACCAACAAUGGCUUCUCCCUCCUCUCACCUCCUCCCCCUCUCUCCCUCCUCCGCUCCCUCCUCCUCUCUCAUACCCCCAUGGACGAAGACACAGACGAAGACGAAGCCCACUACCAGAACCCACCCCUUCUCCUCUCUCCACUCCAAACCCACCUUCUCCCUUCCCCUCCACCACCCUCCUAGGGUUUCUCUCGAAGACCCGCUUCUCCAAACCCCCUCAAACCCCUCCCCGAAACCCCACUCCACCUUCAAGAACUCCAUCUGGGUCAACCCCAACAGCCCCCGCGCCGCCGCGCUCCGCCGCCGCUCCGCCGACUCCCGCUACGCCCGCCUCGCCGAGAUCGCCGGAACCCUAGACGCCGCCGAGCCCUCUGACGCCGCCAUUGCCGACCUGCUCCUCACCUCCUUAGGCCACAACCCGUUGGAGCACGAGGCAGUGAUCGUCCUCAACAACAUGGAGAGCUCCCACAACGCCGUGCUCGCGCUCCGAUGGUUCCAGAGUGUGAUUAAGGUCAACAAGGAGGUAAUCCUCUACAACGUGACCUUCAAAGUGCUUAGGAAGUGUAGAAAUUGGGAUGGGGUCGAAACCCUUUGGAAGGAGAUGUCGGAGAAGGAGAUAAACCCUGAUAAUGUAACAUUCUCUACUGUGAUCAGCUGCGCCAGGCUCUGUAAUUUACCGGCUAAAGCCGUGGAGUGGUUCGAGAAGAUGCCCGAAUUCGGGUGCAACCCAGAUGACGUCACUUACUCGGCCAUGAUCGAUGCUUACGGCCGAUCGGGCAAUGUGGAGACCGCUCUUAAGCUCUAUGAUCGUGCCCGCAAGGAAAAAUGGCGACUUGAUCCCGUUACGUUCGCCACGGUUAUUAGGGUUUACAGUUCUUCGGGUAAUUUCGAUGGUGCGCUCAAUGUGUUCGAGGAAAUGAAGGCACUUGGUGUGAAGCCAAAUUUGGUUAUUUAUAAUACUUUGUUGGAUGCCAUGGGCCGGGCUAGUAGGCCGUGGCAAGUGAAGAACAUUUAUAGAGAGAUGAGCGACAAAGGGCUUUUGCCUAAUAGGUCCACUUACGCCGCGCUUCUAAGAGCGUAUAGUAAGGCUCGGUAUGCUGAGGAUGCCCUGACUGUGUAUAGGGAGAUGAGGGAGAAAGGGUUCGAGCCGAACGUAAUAUUGUAUAAUAUGCUUUUAUCUAUGUGUGCUGACAUCGGCUGUAUCGAUGAAGCCGCUGAGAUUUUCGAAGAGAUGAAGGGAUUACCGGAGAAUUGUCAGCCCGAUAGUUGGAGUUACUCGUCUUUGAUCACUGCUUAUUCUUGUAAUGGGCAGGUUUCGGAGGCAGAAACGAUGUUGAAUGAGAUGUUAGCAGCGGGUUUUCAACCUAAUAUUUUUGUUCUCACUUCGCUCAUCCAAUGCUAUGGAAAAGCCCGACUCACUGAUAAUGUAGUAAGAGCUUUCGACAAGCUCGCGGAGUUGGGUAUCACACCGGAUGACCGAUUCUGCGGUUGCCUUCUGAAUGUGUUGACUCAAACCCCAGAGAAUGAGUUAGAAAAAGUGAUUGGUUGCAUCCAAAGAUCUAAUCCUCAACUGGGUUCUUUAGUAAAGCUACUUGUAAAUGAGAACACUCCGAUUAGAGCAAUCAAAGAAGGAGCUAAUGAGUUAUUCAGCAAUAUCGGUAUUGAGGUGAAGAAGGCUUAUUGUAACUGUUUGAUAGAUCUUUGUGUUAAUCUCAAUCAAAUGGAAAGAGCUUGUGUGCUUUUUGACCUAGCACUUAGACUCGAGAUUUAUACAGAUCUUCAAGCGAAAUCUUCUACGCAGUGGUCUUUACAUGUGAGAAGCCUUUCGCUGGGGGCGGCUUUGACUUCACUGCAUGUUUGGAUGAACGAUUUGUCGAAGGCUUUGCAGAACGGGGAGGAGUUGCCCCCAUUACUCGGAAUCCAUACCGGCCAUGGCAAGCACAAGUAUUCUGAGAAAGGGUUGGCUUCGACUUUUGAGUCGCACUUGAGGGAGCUCAAUGCACCGUUCCAUGAGGCUCCCGAUAGGGUGGGGUGGUUUCUGACGACCAGCGUCGCUGCUAAGUCGUGGUUGGAGGCGAAGAGUUCGCCUGAGUUGGUUACUGCUUAGGUAUAUGCAUUUUCCUACCUAAUCAGGAUGUUGUUUGUAAGGAGGAUUUUUUUCCACUUUUCAAUAUACCAUUUUUGAUCAUCUUGAUAUAGCCAGAUGCUCUGUUUCUUGCAAUGUUGUUACUGUGGGGCAUAAUGGUAGCUUUGUCAUAAACUUGUGUUCUGUCUCUCACAGUUCGUAUUUGUUUCAUAAUAUUUAAUUAUUCCUUUACUUUGCUAA